CUGCUGCAAUCCGAUGGACCGUCUGAGAAAAGACCGAAGCAGGUGGUUGUGGCACCAGCCAAUCAACAUUCGGAACGACCUCGUGUGAACACAGUGGAUCUCCGAGAACAAAUUCACCAAGAAAUGCACUCCGGAUGGCUCCAUAAUAAUUCUCAAUUGUCUGCUUCGAUGAUGGCAAGUCGACAAUCAAUACGUACAAAUGCUUCCGUAAGAACAACGACGAGAGAGUGUACUUCGAAGUGA
Ostertagia ostertagi is the source of this 243-nucleotide messenger RNA. The record is from the annotation of a GenBank genome assembly. Lineage: Eukaryota; Metazoa; Nematoda; Chromadorea; Rhabditida; Trichostrongylidae.